Eurytemora carolleeae is the source of this 2858-nucleotide messenger RNA. RefSeq lists its product as uncharacterized. Bases 27 to 2438 code for a protein of 803 amino acids. NCBI's taxonomy places the organism in Eukaryota, Metazoa, Arthropoda, Copepoda, Calanoida, Temoridae. Gene Ontology annotation, molecular function: transmembrane signaling receptor activity; extracellular ligand-gated monoatomic ion channel activity; protein binding. The record is from RefSeq and is a predicted model, not a curated record. Gene Ontology annotation, biological process: monoatomic ion transmembrane transport; nervous system process; signal transduction. The transcript has 4 exons. Gene Ontology annotation, cellular component: synapse; membrane; neuron projection.
GUAACCUUUGUUUUGCUGGAAUAAUAAUGUGGAAACUUUGUACAAUAAACAUUUUUAUUUUAAGUGAGGUAGUAUCUGGAAUAAAGCAGCUGCAUGUUAAAGAUGGAAUGGAAUUCUAUCCUAAGGAUUCAGGUUUUCAUCUCACAAUCGAUUCUAGUUGGACUGUUUGCUUUAGAUUCAGAUUUUCUAAAUUAAGAAGUGGGGUUGUUCUACAAAUUCCAGAAAACCUGAACCAGGAAACUCCUGUAUUUACAUUCAGUCUCCAGUCAAUGGACCACAGUUUUCUUUAUGUUCACGGGAAAAGUUAUCUUAUUCAACAUAGACUUCAGGUUCCUCACUGGAAUCAUGUCUGUUGCUCAUUAAUCUCUGAAUCGGGAAAUUUGUUGUUCACAAUGAAUAGCUUUGAUUUAGAGGUAGAGCAUAAUUUGAAUGAUUGGGAUAAUAUGAGAUCUAACAUGAAUGUGAGGAAAAAAAAACAUGCAGAGUAUUUCACUGGAUAUAUCACUGAUGUUCAAAUAUGGAAUUAUCGGUUGAAUCAAGCAGAUUCAUUGACUUGGAGCAGUUGUAAAUCAACUACAGGAGGAAAUGUAUUCAAUUGGAUGAACUAUUCCAGCCUUAUGAGCAGUGAGGUUAGUUAUGCACAGUUGUGCCAAGCUACUCAGCAGAAUAUAAUAAUAAUAUCUGAAAAGUUGUCUCAUGACAAAAUGUCUAGCUACUGCAACGGAAUUGGUGGCUGGAUGUACAGAUCAGGAUCUGUGUUUGAUCCUGAGAGAGAAAUCAUCUUUUCCAUGUUUCAAGAAUAUCCAAAAUGCAAUGAUGAGUCCUACAUUUGGACACAGUUCACCCGAAAUAACAAUAACAAAUUUGUCAAUGAAUUUGGCAACGAAAUAGACAGUGAAUCAUGGGAACUCUUUGAACCAAAUGGCGGGUUUUAUGAGAAUUGUGGUGUACUUUCUUUGGAGACUGGCCAGUAUAGUGACAAGGGUUGUUCAUUACAUUUAUGCGGGAUUUGUGUUUUAAAUGCUAGCAAAACUUACAGUGUACGUGGAGAUACAAGUCCUUUUUUGUUUGAUAGCAUGUUCUACCUUUCAGAUACUUAUAGAGAUGAAAAAGUUGUAUUGGAAGGUUUAACUUUUUCAACAUUGUAUUUUGAAAAUUUAUCUUGGACAAUACGUGAUGAUAAUAUUAAUUGGAAACUUGAAAAAUCCUAUUCUCCGUUAGGAAAGCAUGUCUGGAAGUUCAAUGAGAACUUCAGUGUCCUCAUUAGCAUUGAUUCAUGCAACAAUAUGCAGUACAACUGUGAUGAUGGUUCCUGCAUAGAAAUUGAAAAGCGUUGCAAUGGAAAAUUUGAUUGUUCUGAUUCAAGUGAUGAGGCUAGAUGCACAACAAUACUCCUUCCUACUUCAUAUGAUAAAUCUAUUCCUCCCACCGAGGAUGAUGGAACUCCUCUUAUUCUUGAUCUCAAGGAGUUAAGUUUAGGAAUUAAUAACAUUGAAGACACUAAAUCUCACAUUAAUAUGCAGUUUACAUUGAUAACAAAAUGGAGGGAUUCAAGAUUAACAUUUCUGAACAUCAAACCAAAAACAAAUUUCUCAAUUUCAUGGAAAGAAUUUGAAUCAAUUUGGUCACCUAAAUUUGCUUUGAGGAAAACCACUGAGGAAAACCUAAUUGAAAAUCCCAGUUUCAGAAAUAUCAUUGUUACAACAAAUGAUAAUGGAAUAUCAUCUGGUAUAACAACUGUAGAUCAUGCUAAAACCUUUAAAGGAAGUGUUGUGGACAUAAUUCUACGUCAACUUUAUAAUGUUAAAAUCAUUUGCAAAUUUGACAAAUUACCCACUUACCCUUUUGAUAAAAAUGAAUGCAAAUUUGACCUAUUCCUCUCGAGCUCAGAGCAAGGUUGGGAUUUUAAGGAUAGUAACAUAAAGUUUGAGAAAUCCUUUCAUCUUAAUCCCACCCCGUAUGAUGUUCCCCCCUAUGAGGUUGAAGAGAAUGAGGCGACAAUCAAGGAAACUGGGAUACUCACCAUUUCUUUCAGCUUGAAAAGAAAGUUUACUGGAGUUUUUUUCCAACACAUAUUACCAAUAUAUCUUCUUACCUGGAUUGUGUAUACUUCUUGCUUCUACUACAAGCAGAUGUUUGAAGCUGCAAUCUCGGUGAAUGUGACUUGUCUUCUCACAAUCUCAGGGAUGGUAAAUUCCCAAUAUCAGUAUUUACCAGUCACAACAGGUCUUAAGGUUAUUGACAUCUUCAACAUCAAGAGCAUUGUUUUAACCUCCUUAGUAAUACUUAUGCAAACUCUACUUGUAAAGUAUAGAAAGGGGUCAUGCAACCUGAGAGGUUUGGAUUUGAUAUUGGUCUGGGUUAUCCCAAUCAUUGGUUUAGCUGUGGACUCCUUCUUUCUAGUUUAUGGUGUUCUUUAUGAGAUGGAUUUAGUUUAACAAACUUAAUAUCAAUCUACCCUUUUGUGGUUUUAAAGGGUCAAGGACUUCUCAUAUAACUUUUCAGAAACAGACAAUGGACUUUAUACACUACAAAUGAAUUCUGGAAGUUUAUAAACACACUUAGUUGCUUAUGACUUGAUAUUUCUGACUGUGGAAACCCUUUUUUCAAAUAAUCUAAAUGUGAAGAUGCUUGCUUAAUAUAUAUUGUUCCAUAAACAUGAUUAUCAUAACUAAUGGAGACAUGAAGUAACAUAAAUAUAUCUGUAAAUAAGAUAAAAUAGAAAUGUUUUGGAUAAAUGGUAUAAGGUUGCCUUUUUUUAUUGGGUUUAACAGGAUAAAUCUGUCCAUUUCCUCCACACACUGUGCACACUAAAAAAAUUAGUAGUGAAAUUUUUUUUAACUUACAAAUAUUUUAAA